This is a messenger RNA of Lichtheimia ornata, 1851 nucleotides long. RefSeq lists its product as uncharacterized. Gene Ontology annotation, molecular function: RNA binding. Lineage: Eukaryota; Fungi; Mucoromycota; Mucoromycetes; Mucorales; Lichtheimiaceae. Gene Ontology annotation, cellular component: nucleus. The record is from RefSeq and is a predicted model, not a curated record. The transcript has 11 exons. Gene Ontology annotation, biological process: poly(A)+ mRNA export from nucleus. Bases 1 to 1851 code for a protein of 616 amino acids.
AUGAGCUGGCGAGGACGUGGACAAUCUCGUGGCAAUCGUGGCGGCAAUCGUGGCGGUUUCCAACAACGCAACGACUUUGAUGAUUCCUUUCUUGGUGGAGGAGGCGGUGGCAGUAGCAGCAACAGUUCCUCAAGUGUGCUAUCACGAUUGGGACCCAUGAAUGGUGGUGGUGGCGGUGGUGGCGGUGGCCAUCAGGAUAGAUUCUCGGACAACUUCCGUUCCAAUGGACCUCGUGGUGGCGGUGGAAACCGUUCAUUCGAUAAUAGCCGUCAAUACAACGAUCGCCAGUAUGACGACCGCAACUACAACAACGACCGACGCUACAACGAUGGCGGUGGUAAUUUCAACAACCGUGGUGGAGGAAGAGGUGGUUUUCGAUCAGACAACCAAAGGUUUCAACAACAACAAUCCUCCAACCGAGGAAGAGGACGAGGUGGAGGUGGAGGUGGACGUCGACAAUAUACACGCAAGUUCGUGGAUGAAGAUAUCGAAAUGGGUCAAUCCAUCAAUAUUCCACCUGGCGCUAUAGUUGUUAGCAUCACGGGCCAUCCUGAAGGCACAGAUGACAAGCUAUUGGGAUUCCUGCAACGCAAAGUCAGAGUACCUUGGGAAGCACGUAGUUAUCAAUCUUCUGGUGGUACCAUGUAUAUUGAAGUCGGCACAGAUGAAGAAGCCAACGGCAUUUGCAGGUGUAACAACUAUCAAUUUUACGGCGUAGAUCUAAAGAUUAGGAGAGAAGAUGAAGGUGGUAAUGGACCCAGGAGCACACAACCAAGACGAGGUGGUGGUGGAAAUUCUGCCGCACUACAAGAAUUCUUACAAGAACGAUGGGAUCCCCAAAACGGUUUUCUCAGCUUGGAUGAAUUACCACAAACAAAACACGGCAUUGGACUUGUCAUAUCUAAAUUGCUGUCAGCUGCAAAUGAUUUAUAUGGUGAUAACGUGAUUACCAUAUCAUUUGCCAGAAACGGUCUUUGGAGUUUGAAGCCAUUACAGAGCCUUGCUGAUAUUUUCCCUCGGAUUCAAAACCUCUCUGUUCAAGAUAACGACAUUGCAGAAUUUCGAUCUCUGGAUGCAUUUGCCAAAAAGAACCUACCCAACUUGACAGAACUUUUGUUGAUGGGCAAUCCUAUACAAACGAACAACCCCUGGGAUAGAUAUCAAAGUGAGGUUUUACAACGUUUUCCCAAUGUUGCUAUGCUCGAUAUGCAACCCGUUGGAAAUGCACCACCGCCACAGCAAGGCAUGAGCCCAUCAUCCUCUACUGGUUUUGCACCCACCAACAUAUCAACACCACCACAACCAGGAGCCGGCUUACCUAUGGGUACACCUCAAGUACAAGGCAGCUUUUAUGAUGGUGAAAAUUCACGACAAGCAACCGAAGACUUUUUGACAAAAUUCUUCCCACUUUUCGAUUCCAACAGGCAAGCUCUGGUUGAUUUGUAUGAUCCACAGGCUGGAUUCUCGAUUGGAGUGAGCAGCAUGGCAGCCAAGGGAAGCUGGGGUCAAUUACCACGACUUACCAUGGGCAAUGAAAAUAUCAUCAAGCGCAUGUUGACACUUCCACCCACUAUCCAUGGUUUGAGCAGACCUGAAAAUUUUGUGAUGGAUGCUUGGCAAACACAAGGAUCACAAACCCAUCCAGUGAUUCUUUUCCUUACGGUGCAUGGUGAAUUCAAUGAAGCUACCGGUGCAAAGGGCGCGCAAUAUUCUUUUGAUCGUGCUAUGCUUGUGGCUCCAGCAAUUGCAGGCUCAAGAGCACAAUUGGCUGGGUGGCAAUACGUUAUCUUAUCCGACUCACUCAUGGUGCGCGAUUACACUGGCAACAUGGGCUUUCGACCAACAGCAUAG